Exophiala aquamarina CBS 119918 is the source of this 1410-nucleotide messenger RNA. RefSeq names its product acid phosphatase. Gene Ontology annotation, molecular function: acid phosphatase activity. The coding region runs from base 1 to 1410 and encodes 469 amino acids. Gene Ontology annotation, cellular component: fungal-type cell wall. The transcript is spliced from 8 exons. The record is from RefSeq and is a predicted model, not a curated record. NCBI's taxonomy places the organism in Eukaryota, Fungi, Ascomycota, Eurotiomycetes, Chaetothyriales, Herpotrichiellaceae.
AUGGCGUUGUUCAAGAUUUCCGUCGUCGGCUUAUUCUCCGCUUUGGCUGUCCUGACAGAUGCUCUGGAGCGUCCCCUUUCCGACUUUGAGGCUCUGCAACAUCUAGGAGCAAAUAGUCCAUGGUUUCCAGGACCCAACGUCAAUCACAUCUCGUCUGAGGUUCCGGGCGGCUGCAAGGUUGAUCAAGCGGUGUAUGUCGUUCGUCACGGCAGUCGAUAUCCCGACCCAGGGGCUUAUCAGCAAUGGGCAGAUCUCCAUGAAAAGAUACAAUCUGCUAAGUUUACGGCUCGUGGAGAGCUCAGCUUCCUUUCUUCAUGGGAGCCCGUUUUGAAACAUCCCUCUCAACAGGUGAGCCAGGUAUCUCCCACAGGAUAUCAGGAAUUAUAUGAUCUUGGUGUUGAGCUCCAAACUCGGUACCCAGACUUCUAUGAGUACAAUACUCCAUUUUUGCUCUGGUCGAAUGAUUAUCAGCGAACAAUUGAUUCAGCAAGGCUGUUCGCUCGUGGCUACCUGGGCCCCAACUCGACACUAGCCGACGUACACGUUGUAAACGCCAAAGACGCCUCCGCGGUUGGGAAUUCGCUCGCGACAUCAGAUUCAUGUCCGACGUUUAAAGACGUGAGUGGUGGCGAUUAUGUGGACAAAUGGGACAGCAUAUAUCUACCACCGAUCGUCAAAAGACUCAGCAAGCUCAUCGAGGGAAACCUCACACUCAACGCAUCCGACCUGAGUUUGUUCCCAUAUCUGUGUGGAUUCGAGAGCCAGGUCACGCGACGAGUCAGUCCCUUCUGUAGCCUUUUCCGGCCUGAGGAGAUAUUGCAGUAUGAGUAUCGUCAAGACUUGAGGUACUAUUACGGAACCGGUGCUGGAGCUUUCAAAAACUCCAGUGUUAUGUUUCCCGUCCUUCAAGGGGUGGUCGAUCUCCUAUCUGAGGGACCAGGUGUGGUUGUCAAAACUUCUGAUGGCCAGAGCAAACCCCUUCCUCCCCUGAUUGUUGCUUUCACUCAUGACAAUCAAAUCAAUGAGCUGGCUUCAAUUCUCGGCGUUUUCGAUGGUCAAAAGCCUCUUCCAGCUGAUCGUAUCGAUUCCGAUCGUAUUUACGUGAGUAGCCGCGUCAGUCCUAUGCGAGGGACAAUCACAUUUGAGCGACUCAACUGUACCGCUGGAGGACAUCCUCACAAACCAGGCCAAGUUGGAACGUCCGUCCGGAUUCGGCUCAAUGAUGCAGUCUACCGUCUAAGCUGUCCUAUCGACCAAUAUGCUGAACUGGUCGAGAAGAAAUUCAGCCAGCAGGGGACCUUCGCAUCUAUUUGCGGCAUUCCAGAAUCCAAUGUGACAGGUUCGGCGUCAGGCGGUGUUACUUUCUUCACCGAUUUGACUCUCCCUUCGAUUCGAACGGUAAAACCUUGA